Mangifera indica (mango) is the source of this 1989-nucleotide messenger RNA. Its product is annotated as actin-histidine N-methyltransferase. The transcript is spliced from 16 exons. Gene Ontology annotation, molecular function: protein-lysine N-methyltransferase activity. Gene Ontology annotation, biological process: peptidyl-lysine monomethylation. The record is from RefSeq and is a predicted model, not a curated record. Bases 69 to 1793 code for a protein of 574 amino acids. NCBI's taxonomy places the organism in Eukaryota, Viridiplantae, Streptophyta, Magnoliopsida, Sapindales, Anacardiaceae.
UCAGCGCACUAACGCCUAUAUUUUGGGCGGAAGUAAAACCUCAGCUCUACUCUAGUUUCGUUGCUGGGAUGGCGGCUUCAACCGAAGCAAAACUGGAACAGUUUCUGCUGUGGUUACAGGCUAAUAAAGUUGAAUUACGUGGAUGUAAAAUCAAGUACUCUGAUGAAAAUAAAGGCUUCGGAAUAUUUUCAUCUGAUGAAGCUUCUGAUGGGGUUCUACUCGUUGUUCCGUUGGAUUUGGCUAUUACUCCAAUGAUAGUUCUUCAAGAUCCUCUUCUUGGACCGGAGUGUAGAGCAAUGUUUGAAGAGGGGGAAGUUGAUGACAGGUUCUUGAUGAUUUUGUUCCUAAUGCUAGAGCGUCUCCGUAAGAAUUCUUCGUGGAAGCCGUACCUUGAUAUGCUUCCAACAACAUUUGGGAAUCCAUUAUGGUUUACUGAUGAUGAGCUUUUGGAGCUGAAGGGGACAACAUUGUAUCGGGCUACUCAAUUGCAGAAACAAAAGUUGCAGUCUUUGUAUAAUGACAAAGUAAAGGAUCUGGUAGAGAAACUACUGAUUCUGGAUGGGGGUUCGAAAAGUGAGGUCUCUUUUGAAGAUUUCCUUUGGGCAAAUUCUAUAUUUUGGAGCCGUGCAUUGAACAUUCCGCUUCCACAUUCCUAUGUAUUUCCACCAAUUCAAGAGGAUCAGGAUAAUUGCAGUUCAGUUAAUGAAAGUUCUGAGGCUUGCACUUAUCAUAUUUCAUCUGGAGAGUUGCUUAAUGGAAAAAAUGAGAAAAAAUGUGAGACACUUGCGGUUAAUGAUCAAGUCAAUGGAACAGCUUCCAGUGCCACAUCAAAUCUAAGUGAGACGAUUUGGGUGGAGGGUCUUGUCCCUGGAAUUGACUUUUGUAACCAUGAUUUGAAGGCAUUGGCAACAUGGGAAGUUGAUGGGACGGGAUUGAUGACUGGAGUUCCUCUCUCCAUGUACCUUCUUUCUGCUGUAGAGAAGCCCAUUCCAGAAGAGAAAGAGAUUUCCAUUAGUUAUGGUGGCAAAGGAAAUGAGGAAUUGUUGUACCUGUAUGGCUUUGUCAUUGAUAAUAACCCAGAUGACUAUCUGAUGGUCCAUUAUCCUGUAGAGGCAAUUCAGAGCAUGCCCUUUUCUGACUCCAAAGCAAUGCUUCUUGAAAUACAGAAAGCUGAAAUGCGGUGCCUUUUACCAAAAUCUUUGUUGGAUCAUGGGUUUUUUCCACCUGUCUCCCAAAAGGAUGAAAACAAUAGAGAACGCAAAGUUGAUCAAAUCUGCAAUUUUAGCUGGAGUGGUCAGCGCAAAACACCGUCAUAUUUAAAUAAGCUGGUUUUCCCCGAAAAUUUUAUGAGUGCACUGAGAACCAUUGCUAUGAAAGAAGAUGAAUAUUCAAAGGUGUCCUUAUUGCUUGAAGAGCUUGUUGGGUGUGGAAGGGAGGAGCAACCAUCAGAUACAGAAGUUCGAGCGGCCGUAUGGGAGGCUUGUGGAGAUUCUGGAGCUCUGCAGUUGCUUGUGGAUCUUCUUUAUGUGAAGUUGAUGGAUCUAGAAGAGAAUUCUGGAACAAAGGAGUGUGACUGUGAACUUCUUGAGAAAUUGCUCAUUACCAAAAGCCCAGGACUACAUACAGAUUAUGAGAACAACUCGAGCAAAGAGACUUGUGACUUGACCCAAUACAAGAUGAGUAGAAACAAGUGUUCAAGUAUAGUAUAUCGACGAGGACAAAAGGAACUCACUCGCUUAUUCUUGAAGGAAGCAGAGCAUGCCUUACAAUUAGCUGUUAGUGAAGGAAACUAACUUUUGAUUGAUUUUCAUUUGUGCCAAAAAGUUUCAGAGCAGGACUGAUCAAUUCAACAUUUAAUCAUGUUUCCACCAACCUCAUAAAGAGCAUGCGUUGAGGUAUGGAAAAUGUGCAGCGUGCUCAUUUUGCUUGUGCAAGACAAGUAUAUUUUUAUCUUAAGCAAAAUCCCUUCUGAAUUUUUUUCCAAGGUCA